This is a messenger RNA of Emiliania huxleyi CCMP1516, 315 nucleotides long. RefSeq lists its product as hypothetical. Gene Ontology annotation, biological process: chromatin remodeling. The annotation marks the transcript as partial. NCBI's taxonomy places the organism in Eukaryota, Haptophyta, Isochrysidales, Noelaerhabdaceae. The transcript is spliced from 2 exons. Gene Ontology annotation, molecular function: histone methyltransferase activity; protein binding. The record is from RefSeq and is a predicted model, not a curated record.
CCGAGCCAGGUUGCGGGCUGGGGCCUCUUCUCGCACGGCUCGAUCGAGCGGCAGGAGCUGGUGACCGAGUACGUCGGCGAGCUCGUGCCUAGACACUUCCGAGACACUUCCGAGACACUUCGCAAGUACCGCUUCAACCUCAACGCGGCGCAGGUGGUGGACGCCUGCCCGAAGGGGAACAUGUCGCGGUUCGCGAACCACUCGGACAAGGCGAACUGCGACACGAAGAUCAUGACCGUGCGCGGCGACCAGCACAUCGGCCUCUACGCCAAGGAGCGGAUCGGCCGCGGCGAGGAGAUCUUCUUCAACUACCGC